GCCUUUCCAAUCAGCCAGUCCAAAUAUCCUCUUGUUAAAUAUUUCGGGGGCCUGUACUUGAAGAAAGACAAGAUUUUCUCAAAUCUGUGAACAGGACACUUUUUUAAAAUGUCAAAAUAAACCAUCUGCUUGUACAACUGUUUCUAAUUACUUCCCUGCCUAGACUCUCCACUGGAGGAGUUUGGCACCCGCACCCCGCCCAAAGCGGAUCCACUGCCCAAGUCUUCGCAGGCAACUGAGCUUCCAGGAGGAGCCCAGAACCUGUGAGCUCCGCUAUCCCAAGUCCUUCUGCCUGGACAUCUGCUGGUGACACUUCCUCCUGCUGCCUCGGGUGGAAGCCCCACCUAGCAGCAGUGCAGCUGGUCUGCCCUCCCUCCUGCAGAGCUCAGCAUGCAUCCUCCAGGCUUCAGGAACUUCUUGUUGCUGGUGUCCUCCCUUCUCUUCAUUGGGCUGUCAGCUGCUCCUCAAAGCUUCUUACCAUCUCUGAGAAGCCUGUCGGGCGCCCCCUGCAGGCUGUCCCGGGCAGAGUCCGAACGCAGAUGUCGUGCACCUGGGCAGCCCCCAGGGAGCGCUCUGUGCCAUGACCGUGGCCGGUGCGAGUGUGGGGUCUGCAUCUGUCACGUGACCGAACCUGGCACCUACUUCGGUCCACUGUGUGAGUGCCAUGAGUGGAUAUGCGAGACCUACGACGGGAAAACCUGUGCAGGCCACGGUAAUUGUGACUGCGGCAAGUGCAAGUGUGAUGUGGGAUGGUCUGGGGAAGCUUGUCAGUACCCAACCAAGUGUGACCUGACCAAAAAAAUCAGCAACCAGAUGUGCAAGAACUCCCAAGAUGUCAUCUGCUCCAAUGCAGGUACAUGUCACUGUGGCAGGUGUAAGUGUGAUAAUUCAGAUGGACAUGGACUCAUUUAUGGUAAAUUUUGUGAAUGUGAUGAUAGAGAAUGCAUAGAUGAUGAAACAGAAGAAGUAUGUGGAGGAACAUGUGUAUGUGGUGAAUGUUCUUGCCAUGAUGUUGAUCCAACUGGGGACUGGGGAGACAUUCAUGGGGACACGUGUGAGUGUGAUGAAAGGGACUGCAGAGCUGUUUAUGAUCGAUACUCUGAUGAUUUCUGUUCAGGUCAUGGGCAGUGUAACUGUGGAAGAUGUGACUGCAGAGCAGGCUGGUAUGGGAAGAAAUGUGAGCACCCAAGGAAUUGCCCAUUGUCAGCUGAGGAGAGCACCAAGAAGUGCCAGGGUAGUUCUGAUCUUCCUUGCUCUGGAAGGGGCAGAUGCGAAUGUGGCAGAUGCACUUGUUACCCUCCUGGGGACAGCAGAGUCUAUGGCAAGACCUGUGAGUGUGAUGACCGGCGCUGCGAGGACCUGGAUGGUGUGGUCUGCGGAGGCCAUGGCAUGUGCUCCUGUGGUCGCUGUGUUUGUGAGAAAGGAUGGUUUGGUAAGCUCUGCCAACACCUGCGGAAGUGUAAUAUGACAGAAGAACAAAGCAGGAGUCUGUGUGAGUCAGCAGAUGGCACAUUGUGCUCAGGGAAGGGUUCUUGUCAUUGUGGAAAGUGCAUUUGUUCUGGAGAAGAGUGGUAUAUUUCAGGGGAGUUUUGUGACUGUGAUGACAGAGACUGUGACAAACACGAUGGUCUCAUUUGCACAGGGAAUGGAAUCUGUAGCUGUGGAAACUGUGAAUGCUGGGAUGGAUGGAAUGGAAAUGCAUGUGAAAUCUGGCUUGGUACCGAAUAUCCUUAAUGAUCCCAUGGGAGACAACUGGAUUCUUAUUUCUAGGCCAUUUUAGAAAUUCAGAGGAAAGCAUAUUACACAGCACUAGGACAGACUUUUGUGUGUUUCUCUAUUUCUGACUGCCCAACUGGGUCUUCAAUUCAAACAACUUUAGUAAACUGAUAUAAGUUACACCAUAAAGAAUUGUUCUCCCAUAAUUAACAUAGGUGUUUCACAAAUGAAGAGGGCAAUUUUGCAACCCCUAAGACAUUUGACAAUGUCUACAGAGAAUUUGGUUGUCAGACUUGGUAGGUAGGAGUAUUUGUGUUAUGGGGAUAUGUCUGUAGUGGCCACAGACAAUGGUGACCACCCUAAAGAAAAUAGAAAGGCCCUUACAACAAAGUAAUUUCUGACAUCCAAUGUUUACAAAGAUGUAGUAGAAAAAUGCUAAAUCACAUGGUAUUUAGUACUCCACAUCCCAACACCAGAAACACUGUAUCAGAAUAUAAGGAUAAUAUUUAUUCUCACAUAAACCAACCAGUCAGAUUUUUCCAGGAUUCCAUAUGACUCUGAAUUUGUAUAUGAUAUGAUUAUGACAGACACAUACGAGGUGUGAUGAUGGAUUGGGCGCUUCCCAGAUCACAAGGGCUCUAAACUCACAAGAAUCUCUUACAGGAAGAAAUGAUAAAUGCACAAUUUGACAUUUUAAUAAAUAAUAACAUAAGUUGUUUAUAUUCUGUGUCAAUAUCUAUUUACUCACGGAAAACAAACAUGGCAGAAAAGAAUAAAUUGGAGUAACCACUUUAGAUCCCAAGAACUAGCAGAUCUUGUUUUUAAGACUAGACAUGGGUUACAUGUACAAGAAAUCUGAUUUUUCAUACUUAAAUUACUUCAUGUAAUUUAUCCUCUGAAGAAGACAGUGUCUAGUUAGGAAACAUGGGGGUCUUCAUACUGCAUUCAUUUCCCUUUAAUGGCUCUCUUUUCUUCAAAGAAAUGGUGGGGUCCAAAGGAUGGCAUUGAUUUUACAAGUUCAGAAGUGGACACUAAAAUUCUAGAAAUGGUUUAAAUCAAAAUUACAAAUAUUCACUCAAUGAUACGAACAAAAUGUUUAUUUUCUGGUGAAAUUUUGCUCUGUAUGAAAUUCACAUUGAAUUAUGAAAAUGUACAAUAUUUGGGGUUCUCUUGCAUAUAUACAGUUAGAUCUACUUAUACACAUAGUUGAAUCAACCAUUAUUUAGAGCUAAAAAAAUACCUUUUCCCUAAAUGUGAAUUAUUUGUAAAAUCCAAAAUAACAUAGCAAAAUCAUUUCUGUUUUGUUUUAAGAUGAAAUUUUUACUUGCAAAUUUUAUAUUAAUAGUGUAAAUAUUUUAGAGUCAUGGCUUGGACUUUAUCAGUCAAGUCUUCAAAUGUAAAGAAAACACAUGUCUACUGUGUUACUUAAAAACUAAAUACCGAGAAGUAUUUGAAGGGUCACUGGUGCUGGUUUUAUAAUAAUAAUAAGGUUCUCAGAAUUUAACAUAUUUAUAAAAUUGUUGCCUCUAUCCUGAGAUUAGGGGACCCAGACAUACUGGUCGUAUAUCUAUUACUUACUGAGCUGGUAAUCAAUGUCAGUUUUGUAAAAUGAGGGAAAUAUAAGUUAUUAAGGUAUAGUAUGUGUGAUUUCAUUCUUUUUUUUCUAUAUUUUCCAUCUCUCUAAAUAGAUUUUAAACCAGAAAAAAAAAACAAUUAUAAUAAUUCAAUACCAGUUCUGAUGAUGUGGUGGGCGACUUCCAAGCAUUAAGAGUCACUAACCUUCCCAUCAUGGUACAAUGGCCUUCAGCUUUUCUUACUAUAGGACUCAGCCUUCUAUAAAAAUCUGGAUAAUGCCUAUUAGAGAAACCACUGAGGGAGCGUCUUUUUUCAUGUGUAAUAUUUUAAAACUGUAACAAAUAAAUAAAAUCUACCCUGAACUCUCAGGCCAUACAUAAACAGCUUGUGGGCUGGCUUUAAUCACAGCUGUGUGUGGUAGUUUGCCAGACCUUGCUUCCCUGGAGUUACUUUCAGUUCCUUAUGGCCCUUCUCAUUAAGCACGUCUUUUUUAAUUGUUAUAUUUUCCUCUCUAGUUUUUAUCAUUUCUAUAAAUUGCAUCUAUCAUAAAAGUGUGUGUUACUUUCUUAUAUUUUCAUAAGAAAAAAGUGUUGCAAUACCCUGACCAUUUAGGGGUUCUCAGAAUAGAGUUUAAGACAUUGGAAAAAUGUUUUCUUUCAUGAAGAAUAAAGUGUGCUAUGUCCUGAAUUUUGGACAACAUGAAAAUAUGUUGUAGGUCACCGUGUUCUGGGGUACACUGUUAUAGACUAUGGAAGAAAGCUGUAGUAUUUGCCUCGGUAACUUAAACUCUAAUCAGUUCUUUUUCUUGGAAAACAGAUUUUUUAAAAAAGAUUAAUUUUAUUUGCUAAUAUUUGUGUGUCUGUUUGUCUACCUGUAUUUGGCCCUAGCCAUGCCAACAUCAGUUUACCUAUGAAGAAGUGAUAGAUUUCACACACUUUUAUAGUAAAAGGAGGAAGAGGAGGAGGAAAGUGAGGAAGAAGAGGAGGAGGAGAUGAAGAAGGAGGAAGAGGAGGAGGAAGAGGAAGAGGAAAAGGAAGAGGAAGAGGAAGAAAUCGAACCAAAACUAAAGCACAUGGUGAUAGACAAGAAUAUAACCUGUCUCCUAUCUAAAUGUUUCUAUACUUUGACUCCAAGAUAGAAACUACCUUUUUUGAGAAUGCCAAGCAAGGACAAAUUCAUAAUGAGUAGAAGAAAACAAACAAAUCUCUUUGGCUUACUUGUGGUUUUCAAAAAUUACACUGGGAUAUAUGAUAAUUGAAAAGGAGACAUUAAGUUCACCAAUUUUGAUGAUCUUCGCCGUGCUUAUUUAGCAAAUCAUAACUGAAGAAUUCCUCUAGGGGACAAAAGUUCUAAAUUUAGGAAGAGAACCAUUGUUCCUUUCAGGAAUCCUGAGUUCAUCUGGAGUCUAGCAGCACCAGAGAAUAAGUGACUUAUCUCUAUCAGCUCACCAGUAAAUGUCAGAAUUAUACUAAAUGAGAACCUAGAACAAGAAAAAAAAUACAGUGUAGUCUUAAUUUACACGCUCAACUGUCACAACUUUUCUGAAAGCUACUCAGUAUUCCAGACACUUACUCAGUCUUGUGUUUCACUUUCUAAAACUCUUAAUUAUCUAUGUCUCUUAAUCCAGAACAACACAAUUUACAUUCUGGAUUUGACUAAGCUUGUGCUCCAGAAAAUAUUUAGAAAUUUGGCCUAAUUGUUCCCCUAGGAUAUAAUAUUUUCCUAAAAUAGAAAGUCAUUUUCCACCAUUUUCUGUUUCUUCUAAUUUGAACCUUGGUCAGUUUAGUCUCACUAACUAUCAUUGAGAAAUAUUAAACACAUAUUAUACGUGUGAUGUUUGGAAAAAAUUAACAAAGUAAUACAUAUUCACUUUAAGGAACAACAAAAGAUUUGUGGUUGUUGUUUUAGUUUUUGUUUAAAGAACCAAAUCUGAUAUUGGUCACUCUAGAGAGAGAGAGAGAAGAAAAAGAUGGUUUAGUAGUUGAAUCAUUAAUUAAAUGGUCAGAUAUGAUACAUUUUGCUUACUUUCUAAAAAGCCCAUAACUAGAAACACUAGAGAAAAAGUUGUAGUGUCCAUUAUUGAUCUAAUCCUCACCCAAAGUACCCAGAACAAGCAAACACUUAAAGCAAGACUCUACAUUCUCCAAAAUAAUAGGGAAAGUGCUCAAUUCCUUUUGCUCUUUACACAGAACAAACUGUUUGUGUGUCUUUCAUAAUUUUUCCCAAGGAAAGUAGUAAAAAAUUUUCAGGAACUAAACUUAUUUGAAAACAAAUAUGAUGUUGCUUGAAUUAUGCAGAGGAUGAACAUUGAGCACUGUUGAUGGAUAAGCAAAGCAAUCAGGUACCAUAAAAAAGGUGAUAGAACUAACCCUCCCCUACCAGAUAUGCAUGCAGAAGGAAUGGUUCUAUAGACUUGGUACAAUGAACAUACAUACAGGAAGAUAUAAAACACACAGUCUAUAAAUACAAAUGUGUUCCAUCAGAUUUACUAUACAGAACAUCAGUGAUGACAGAUUGCAUUUAAUGGUAGCAAACUGAAUUUCUGAGGGAAGGAAUGAUGACCUUGUUCCAGAAAAAUAGCAAGAGAGGUAUCAUCAAGGAGCUAAAAUUUUCUUUGGCAUGGUAAAGGGAAAAAUUGAGUUUACCAACUUAUUUACAUGAGUGUUCUCUAUAUUUGGGGUGAUACAAUGCUAUUUUGUUACACAAAAUUAUUUUAUGGUUUCCAUAUGCCUUCAUAUAAGUAUUUGAUCUGAUAUGUCAUAGCUAUGAACACAACAAAUGAUAAGAAACACAAAUUGUACAAUACAGACAAUCUCUCUGUAUGUAAA
Messenger RNA from Mus musculus (house mouse), 6119 nucleotides. It is a transcript of the gene Itgbl1, whose product is annotated as integrin, beta-like 1. Bases 391 to 1734 code for a protein of 447 amino acids. Gene Ontology annotation, cellular component: extracellular region. NCBI's taxonomy places the organism in Eukaryota, Metazoa, Chordata, Mammalia, Rodentia, Muridae. The record is from RefSeq and is a predicted model, not a curated record. The transcript is spliced from 10 exons.